Nematolebias whitei (Rio pearlfish) is the source of this 1511-nucleotide messenger RNA. RefSeq names its product peptidoglycan recognition protein 6 (gene pglyrp6). The coding region runs from base 28 to 1431 and encodes 467 amino acids. The record is from RefSeq and is a predicted model, not a curated record. The transcript is spliced from 5 exons. Lineage: Eukaryota; Metazoa; Chordata; Actinopteri; Cyprinodontiformes; Rivulidae. Gene Ontology annotation, molecular function: N-acetylmuramoyl-L-alanine amidase activity; zinc ion binding; peptidoglycan immune receptor activity. Gene Ontology annotation, biological process: peptidoglycan catabolic process; defense response to Gram-positive bacterium; detection of bacterium.
UGGAGCUGAACGUGUCCACAAGUCAGGAUGAAUAGAGGCUGCUGGAAACUGACCCUGGUUGUUCUGGUGCUGCUGAUCAGCACAAACGCUGAAGCAUCAUUUUCCUGCCACAUGACGGACUUCAUUAAGGCUGUAAAGCAGGUGGAAGACUGGGACCCUGGCUCUGAGCCGGCGGCUGUGUUGAAGAAGCUGCGCAGGGCGGCUGGUCUUAACGAUGCAUUCAUUCAGAACUACCUUGGAAAUGCUGACGUCAGUGGCUCCAAACUGGACCGUAACCUCUCAACUUACAUCCGCCAAGUUGUUCACCACAGAGUGCUGGAGGACUCCAGAGAAGAGGGAGUGGUUCUGACUCUCGAUGGUACCACUGUUGCCCUCGGACCGCUCCUCCUGGGUCUGGAGGCUGGCUUCUCCAAGGCUCGCGCUGCAGGCCUCUACCAGCUGACUCUGGCUAAAGAUCUGGGCCUUGCUCUCAGACACAGCUCUCCUGAAGCACAUCGUUUCGGGCCAGAUGGUUGCUGGGACAACCUAACCUCUCCUCAAGUCUUCACCCUCUCAGACAAACCGUCCCUAUUAACCACAGCUCAGGUCAACGGUGGUAUGGAUGGCGUGGUACUGGGGAGGGAGGUUUCUGCCAAUUCCAGAGGUCCUCUCAAGCUCAGCAGCCUCCUGACAGAGUACUACAGCCAGCAGCUAGGCAGCAAGGGAAUGGAUGGAGCGCCGCGUCUCAUCAGCCGACGUCGCAGGGAGAACUUUAAAACCAUUGUCAACCCAUUGUUGUUGGCCAGACAUGUGGUGAAGUCAGUGAACCUGCAGCAGACACUGGAAGGACACGCAAAGAUGGCGGCCAAGAAGAAGCAGCUGAUGGCUGUGGUGAAGAAGGCAAUGAAAGAAUUUGUCCACGUGUACCUGGAUUGUCCGCCCUUCAUUCCUCGCUGUAUGUGGGGGGCAGAGCCAUACAGAGGGACACCCACCAACCUGACCCUGCCUCUGUCCUUCAUGUACAUCCAUCACACCCACACUCCGAGCCAGCCCUGUCUGACCUUUGAGCAGUGCUCUGCCGACAUGCGCUCUAUGCAGCGCUUCCACCAGCAAGACAGAGGCUGGGAUGACAUUGGAUACAGCUUUGUCGCCGGCUCUGAUGGGUUCAUCUAUGAGGGUCGAGGGUGGCACUGGCAAGGAGCCCACACUUUAGGACACAACUCCAAAGGUUACGGAGUUUCCUUCGUUGGAGACUACUCCGCCCGGCUGCCAUCGCAGCACUCCAUGGAGCGGGUGAGAGACCAGCUGGCGUCCUGUGCUGUAGGGGGUGGGCGGCUGGUGCCCUCCUUUACUGUGCAGGGUCACAGGCAGGUGGUGAACACAGCCUGUCCAGGAGAAGCGCUCUACCAAGAGAUCCAAGGCUGGGAACACUUUGGGGAGGUGAAGAACUGAAAAGCAUCUGGGUGAGAAGAAGAGAGGGGCUUCGAUCUCAAACCACAAACAAACAAUAAACAAUAAAUAUUCUUCCUGUU